UUUUAUUUCAAUUUCCAUUUCCAUUUCUUGCUUCACUCGUCACUCACUCACUCAAUGGCCGACCGAGUUCACCCCCGCGACUCGCCCCCUGUUUCCGGAGAAGCACCGACGGUGUCGUCUCAGGAGGAUGCCGUCGUUCCAAAGCCACCGCCUCCGCCACCCUCGGAGAAGCCCGUUCCUCCGCCGGGAACUUACGUCAUCCAGAUUCCCAAAGACCAAGUCUACCGCGUCCCUCCGCCCGAGAAUGCCCGCCGCUACGAUCAAUACACUCGCCGGAAACACCGUCGGUGCCGCUGCUGCUGCUGCUUCUGCUGGUUCAUCGGAUUGAUCUUCAUUCUUGUCGUGCUCCUCGGUAUCGCCGCCGGGGUCCUCUACCUCGUUUUCCGUCCUGAGGCGCCGCACUACACCAUCAAUCAAAUCGCUAUCAGAGGAAUUAACUUGACUUCGCCGUCGUCUACUGCAGCGAUCUUGCCGGAGUUCGACGUCACCGUUAAGGCCGACAACCCUAACGACAAGAUCGGAAUACAUUACGAGACGGAUAGUUCAGCUGAAAUCUUCUAUAACGACGCGAGGCUGUGUAACGGCGCUCUGCCGGCGUUUUACCAGCCGUCAAAUAACGUGACGGUGUUUACGACGGUGUUAAGGGGGAACGGAAUCGAGCUGAGAAAUGAGGAUCAAAAGGCCUUGCUGCAGGCGCAGACCAAACGCGAAGUGCCGUUGACCGUUAGGCUGAGGGCGCCUGUGAAAAUAAAAGUGGGGUUGGUUAAGACGUGGAAGAUUACCGUUAAGGUGGACUGUGAUGUAACGGUGAAUGAGCUAACGGCGCAGGCCAAGAUUGUUUCAAAGCAUUGUAAUUACAAAGUGGAUCUUUGGUGAUGAAACUGUAUACAAAAUUGUGUGUUUUAUUGUAGAGAUAGGAAGGAACCCUUUUAAAAGAUUAUAAUACAUUGUUUUUAUUUAAUACAUAGUGUAGUGAUAUUUGCAGAUAUUAUAUACAUUUUUCGUAUACAUCAUGGUAGCACAUCCAUGUUAUAUGUUUAUUUAGUAUU
Messenger RNA from Abrus precatorius (Indian licorice), 1049 nucleotides. RefSeq names its product NDR1/HIN1-like protein 13. The record is from RefSeq and is a predicted model, not a curated record. Bases 55 to 876 code for a protein of 273 amino acids. The transcript has a single exon. Gene Ontology annotation, cellular component: plasma membrane. Lineage: Eukaryota; Viridiplantae; Streptophyta; Magnoliopsida; Fabales; Fabaceae.